This is a messenger RNA of Rodentolepis nana, 1389 nucleotides long. NCBI's taxonomy places the organism in Eukaryota, Metazoa, Platyhelminthes, Cestoda, Cyclophyllidea, Hymenolepididae. The record is from the annotation of a GenBank genome assembly.
AUGACCGAGUACGGUGAUGCAUAUAAUUGGGAGAAAACAUGGUUGAAUGCUCCUCCAAGAGAACGUGCUUAUGGGAAGCAAACUCUAGAACCUCACUUUCAGCAUAAACGACACUUUGAGCUUGAGCAAAACGACACCAAUAUCUUAAAGUGUGAUGAAAAUCAAGCAAAGGAAAUAUCUCAGGACCCUUUCUUUAUUAUACAUGGUCGCAAACAUUCUGAAAUGGCAUAUCCAAACAUCCUCUAUCGUCGAGCUAAGUCGGCACCUCGUGAAAGCCGCAAUCCAUCCCCCAAAUCUGAUAAGAAAACUCCUCAAAGACCUAAAUCUGAUGGCGCUUCAGAGACUCCGAAACACGUCAAGAUGCAAUCCAAAAAACAUCAUUCCAAAUCGCGGUCUCGUUCAAAAGAGCAAAAGAAACCAGUCGAACGUUGGCCAGAGCUAAAAAUGAACAUUCCAUCCGAUUCUCCCAAAUCAAAACCACUAAAACAAACAGAUUAUCAGUUGUCUCGCAGUCCACCUCUUGCAGAUCUUAAUAAAAGUGAUCGGCCCCAAUCGUCAAAGACUAAAGUUGAAGAACCAACGACCAAACCGAAGCCUUCAAAGCCGAAUGGCGGAAUAAAAAAAUUCAAAUCUGAUGAACGUUUGAGUAGAAUGUCUGAAUUAGAAGCGAAAUCUAAAAUCACGUCUCAGAAUUUGGAACCUGAACCUCGUAAACGAAGAUUUCAAUCUGAAUAUCAGGCUAAUUAUCGGGACUUCUCUGAUUUUACAGACAUCGCCAUAAUUCAUAAUGAUGAGGCUAGGCAAAAUCAGCUUCAAGUUGAAGGUUGCCACUUUUCUCGCCAACAUUUUAACCAACUCAAUUCGGAUAAUGUUAAUUUAUGGGAUCCACCUAGCUCAAUUCAGCCAGAAAUUGUGGGAAUCACCGCAGAGGAGAUGUCAAGACGUUUAAAGGGGUAUAAGACACCCAAAUCAAGACUACCAAACGCUAAAACUUUACCAGAUACUAGUUUCCGAAUUCCUAGUCAGUCGCAUUAUCGUUUUUCUAGGUAUCCAGCCUCUUCGUCAACUACUCCAUAUGAACCACAAAAGUAUCUUGAUAAAGCAUUCAAGAAUGAUGAACCAAGAAUAAAAGUAUUGCCCUACGAGGAUAGGAAGGAUUAUGUAUGUUCAAAGACACAACAUUACUGUGACCGUGGAGGAAACUUCUUAAUAUCUAAAGUUCGACCAGAGGAGGUAGAUACUCUGCCUCAUAUAUCACCAGUACAUUUUAAUGACGUCUCAUCGUAUUCUCCAGCCUCUCUUAGUUCAAGUCUCAGUUUGGCUGAACAGACGUUUGACCGUGCCCUAAGAAGAAGAAAUAAGCUUCUUAUUUCAGCCCCUCGAAACUAG